This is a messenger RNA of Penicillium paradoxum, 1092 nucleotides long. Its product is annotated as SIR2 family NAD-dependent protein deacylase. The transcript has 2 exons. Gene Ontology annotation, molecular function: NAD+ binding; histone deacetylase activity, NAD-dependent. The coding region runs from base 1 to 1092 and encodes 363 amino acids. The record is from RefSeq and is a predicted model, not a curated record. Lineage: Eukaryota; Fungi; Ascomycota; Eurotiomycetes; Eurotiales; Aspergillaceae.
AUGGGCAACGAAGAGUCGACCAUGGUGGACGAUAACGCGCUCCCCUCGGUGCUGGAGGCGCGCAAUAUUGAGGCGGUGGCCAGAUACAUCAAAGAGCGUAAUGUUAAGAAAGUGGUGUUGAUGGUAGGAGCGGGCAUUAGCACUUCAGCAGGUAUCCCGGAUUUCCGCUCACCAGAUACUGGAAUCUACGCCAACUUGGCCAAGCUGGAUCUCCCGGAGCCAGAAGCAGUCUUUGAUAUUGAGUUCUUCCGCGAGAACCCCAAACCUUUCUAUGCCUUGGCGCACGAGCUGUACCCUGGACGCUAUCGUCCAACUGUUGUGCACUCAUUCAUCAAAUUGCUUUACGACAAAGGAAUGCUCUUGAAGCACUUUACUCAAAACAUCGACUGCCUCGAGCGCCAGGCAGGUGUGCCAGGCGAUAAGAUUGUCGAAGCUCAUGGCAGCUUUGCUUCGCAGCGCUGCAUUGAAUGUAAGGAGACUUUCCCCGAUGAAGAAAUGCACCAGAUGGUGGCUAAGGCCGAUAUCCCGCACUGCCACCAGUGCAACGGCCUCGUCAAGCCCGACAUUGUAUUCUUCGGUGAAGCUUUACCAUCCGGAUUCUUCGACAACCGCCACCUGCUUGAUGAAGCGGAUCUCUGCAUUGUCAUGGGAACUAGUCUGUGCGUCCAGCCCUUUGCUAGUCUGCCUACGAUGGUUCCCACGGGCGUGCCUCGCGUGCUCAUCAACAUGGAGCGUGUCGGCGGACUUGGAUCGCGCAGGGACGAUGUGUUGAUGCUGGGUGACUGCGAUGCGGGGGUGCGCAAAUUUGCAAAGGCCAUGGGAUGGGGAGAGGAAUUGGAGGCGCUGUGGGAAACAACCAACCCGGAUGCCCAGGCAAGGGCGGCGGAGGACGCUCCCCCGCUCACUCGGGACGAACGGCUGCAGGACGAAGUGAACCGACUCACGGCGGAGGUCGAUCGCACUCUGGAGCUAACAGAUGCGUAUCAGAGCAAAGUACGCGAGAAGCUGGAGUCACACGAGACACAGGCACACCGCCAGUCUGAGGGUCUCGCCCAUGUUUUCCCCCAUUUGGCGCGUAAGCUGUCACAUUGA